AUGGUCUCCCGCAAAGACGAGAAGGAGAAGAAGAAGGUGCAGCAGCACUACCUGCAGGAAAACAUGCGCACCGGCUCCGAGGCCAAUCCUUCGGUGCAGCGCUCCAAGGACAAGCAAGGCGACACCCUCCGGACGAAAGCCGCGCGCGAGCUGCAUGGCGAGAACGGCGAGAACCCGUCUCAGCUCGGCGACCCCAUCAGCCUCAAGGCGGAAACGAGCGAGCGGGUGCCGACAAAAGUCGAUGCCGGCAGUACGUCGGGAACAACACUGAGGGGAAGCGAGGAGACCAAGGAUGAAGUGAGCCGGGAAUCGAGGGAGUCCAAGCUGUAA
This is a messenger RNA of Emericellopsis cladophorae, 330 nucleotides long. RefSeq lists its product as uncharacterized. The transcript has a single exon. The record is from RefSeq and is a predicted model, not a curated record. Bases 1 to 330 code for a protein of 109 amino acids. Lineage: Eukaryota; Fungi; Ascomycota; Sordariomycetes; Hypocreales; Bionectriaceae.